This is a messenger RNA of Plasmodium malariae, 891 nucleotides long. RefSeq names its product DnaJ protein, putative. The coding region runs from base 1 to 891 and encodes 296 amino acids. NCBI's taxonomy places the organism in Eukaryota, Apicomplexa, Aconoidasida, Haemosporida, Plasmodiidae. The record is from RefSeq and is a predicted model, not a curated record. The transcript has a single exon.
AUGAAAAAUGCUCAAAAAUUGAGCCUUUAUGAAAUCCUAGGCGUUGGAAAAAAUGCUAGUAUAAAAGAAAUAUCGAAGGCCUAUCGAAUACUUGCGUUGACCUAUCAUCCAGAUAAGUUUUUAUCGAAUAGCAAAAAGAUAAAUGAUGAAGAGAAAAAAGCAGAAUCAGUCAAAACAAACACAAAUACAAACGCCGAUGAACCACUUACUUUAGAAAAAUGUAAAGAAAUAUUUUUGCAAAUUCAAAAAGCAUAUGAGAUAUUAAGGGAUCCUGAAAAAAGAAAAAAUUAUGAUGAGUUUGGAUUAGAUGAUGAAUUAACUGAAUUCAAAAAUUAUCUCGACCCAAAAUUAUUUCAUUCUAGAAUUAAAGUUGAGGAUAUAAUAAAUUAUGAGAAAAAAUACAAAAAUAGUGAAGAUGAAAAAGAAGACCUGAUUCAGUUUUAUAAUAAGUUUAAUGGGGAACUAAAACAUAUUCUAGAGUAUAUCCCUUUUAGUGAUGAAGCUGACUUAGACAGGUAUGUGGGCAUUUUUGAAAAGUUGUUUAAAUCGAAAGAACUAAAAAAAACUGCUGAUUAUGAUAAAUCGUUAAAGAAUGUAAAAAAUAUUAUUAAGAAAUAUAAGAAUAUUGUAAAAAAUGAUACCAAAAAAAAUGGUAAGAAGAGAAAAAAUGAAGCACCUAUUGAUGAUUUAGUUCUUGCAAUUCGAAAUAAUGAAGCACAAAGGACAUUAAAAAUAAAUUCUCUUUUAUCAAAUAUUGAAAAGGAGUAUAACAAAAAAAAUCCAAAAAAAAGAAAACAGAAACCACCAACAGAAGAAGAGUUGAGUGCUAUAAGAAAAAGACUAGAAGAAAAUAAAAAAAGAAAUAUAGCACUGAAAAAAAUAAGGAGCUAA